Molecule: messenger RNA, 1530 nt
Organism: Mitosporidium daphniae
Lineage: Eukaryota; Fungi; Microsporidia
Exons: 1
Coding region: 1-1530 (509 amino acids)
Molecular function (GO): protein binding
Source: RefSeq, a predicted model, not a curated record
AUGCCUGCAACAACAAAUAAAGAUAUUGGAAACUCGCCAACGCUUUCGAUUUUGGAAUCGCAUAAUUUGGCUACAGGAUUGUCAUCAUCUACAGGAAGUAUAUUGGACAACACCAUGUCUCCGAGUGACACACCCAUUCAACCCGCAUUUCCCAUGCCAUCGGCUUCAACGUCGUCAUCAUCAUCAUCAUCAUCCUCAACGGCAAAUGCCCCGCCUUCACAACAAGAAAGAUCAUUGCCCGGAUCCUCAUCAUUAGCUUCAUUUCAUCGACCCGCAUAUACACCAUCCUCAGCUGCAUCUUUUUCCACAGCAGAUUCUCUUCGCCCUGUUGUGAAGCUAAGAUUUGGAGAUAAAAUCAAAAGAAUUGUGCUUCCAAAAUCCGAAAUGGCCAGUCUCACAAUGGCAGGUUUGAAGGCCCUCGUAAAAAAGCAUUUCCAUCUUGAAGAGGAGCUUUCAUUCAAAUUCAAGGAUACAGAGGGAGACUGGGUACUUCUUGAAGACGAUACAGAUCUUUCCAAUGCCAUUGCGAUUGGCCCAAUUUUAAAUGUUCGCGUGAUUAACAACGAGCUUGAAAGCUUUGAAAGCAUCAAGGAAAUUGUCUCGUCAUUUCAACCGCAGCUUGAAUCAAUCUUGACCAUGAUCAAGGAACUGUUGCUUGCCGUUGACAAGCAAAAGAGCGGAGAAAAAUAUCGGAACCCGGAUAUUUCGAUAAAUAAUGCUAUUUCUUCUUCUCAGCAAACUGCACCUGCUCAGCAAGCUUCAUUAGGACACAAGCCACAAGAUCAGGCUGCCUUCCCCCCAACCGGUUCCGCUCCACCGCUUCAAAUGAAAGGGCCAGGAGCCAUGGAACAUUCUCCACAACCGCCCUCUGCUUCUGCACCGAUGGCUUUUCCUUCUCAUUCGGCUCCUCAUCCUCCAAACCAAAAGCCGCAUGCAUCUUUCCCCUAUCCUGCGCCACCAUCGGCAGGACCCACACCAUCUGGGCUUCAUCUUGGUACUCAGGGGCCCCAUUCUAAUAUGCCAAAUUCGCCUUACCCAGCUCCUCCGGCCCCUUCAACCCACUUUUCCCAGUCAUCUCAGCCUCCUCUUCAACAAUCGCAAACGAUGCAGCCUGCAAAGCCAUCAAUGCCCAGCUCUCCUGCUCAGAUGGGAGGUUUUCCAGGACAGCCCCAACAAUUUGGCGGCGGUCCUCAAAUGAUGCCGCCCCCUCCCUCUGGAUUCCAUGCAAGUCAUUUGCCGCAAUCCACAACGUCCAUGAGGCCUGGCAAUCCCCAACCUCCACCUUCUGCACCUUCAGGUCCCUCAUCAACAUAUAUGGGCGCCAAUCCUUCUUUUCAGCAAGGACAACCGUCUCAAUUUCAAGCAUCUAAUCCUAAUCCUCCCCCAAGCCUUCAGGGCGCACCACUUCAUCACCAUCAAAUGGCGUCUGGAAACCAAAUGCACCAACAAGGUGCCCCUGGUCCUAUCUAUUCAAAUUACCCAUAUCAAAAUUCAGCGCAGGCACACCAGACUUCCCCUCCCUAUCGCUAG